Molecule: messenger RNA, 9200 nt
Organism: Drosophila serrata
Lineage: Eukaryota; Metazoa; Arthropoda; Insecta; Diptera; Drosophilidae
Gene: Megf8
Product: multiple EGF like domains 8
Cellular component (GO): Golgi apparatus
Molecular function (GO): protein binding; calcium ion binding
Source: RefSeq, a predicted model, not a curated record
GCGAGCACACUGUACUUUAAUAUAUGUUUUUUAUUUGUAGUUAAAACACGGCAAAUAGCAAAUAGAAAACGUUUAUUGGCCCGGGCCCUGCGCCUAGUUGUGUGCAAUGGAAGACGCCAGCGGGCGUUGGCUGGAGCGCUAUUAACGGCCGAAAUGGCCCAGUGAAAGACGUGAGAAAAAUUUGCAUAAAAGUGAGCCAGUAAUUAAAAUGCGAAAAAUGUACGCGUUGCUGGCCUUGACAUUCUGGACGCUCGUGCUGGCGCUACCGCUGAGUACCGAUCAGGUGCACACUCCACAGCCGCCGCCAGUGCCCUGCGAUCGCAGUCGCAAGGUCUUUACAGAGCCGUACGGUGAGAUUUCGGACGGACCCUCCGGCCACAAUUAUACGCAGGACUCCCAUUGCGAGUGGCUGAUCAAGGCGAAAAACGACAGCCAGUUCAUCACACUGACGUUCCAUAGCAUGGGCACGGAGUGCUCCUACGACUACAUAUACGUCUAUGAUGGAGACUCCUUUAACUCAACGCUCCUAGGCAGCUUUAGCGGGCGAACGCAGCCGCAGCGGCUGGUGGCCCGCAGUGGAAGUAUGCUCAUUCUCAUGUACAGCGAUACGAACUACGUACUGGAUGGCUUCCGGGCCUCCUACUACAUAUCAAACUGCUUGAACAACUGCCACAACCAUGGCAAAUGUGUGGGCCACCAGUGCGUCUGUCACGGCGAGUGGGUGGGCCCCGACUGCGAGGACGAGGCCUGCCCCCAGCGUUGUGGGGAGGGCCAGGGACGCGGAAGGUGUCAGAAGAGCAUCUGCCACUGCUCGCGGGGAUAUAGCGGUCGGCUAUGCGAUCUAAGCGACCAUCCUCCGGGCAGCAGCUGGCGGUGGCUGGCCACCGAUGCGGAGGGCAUGACACCACGCGCCGCUCACACAGCCGUCUACAUGGAGGACGAGGAUGCCCUUUACGUGUUCGGCGGCUACGAUUUAAACAACGUGAUCAGCACACUUCAGAUUUAUCGCUUCAGCACUAGUCAGUGGGAGGAUGAGUGGGGCAUAGCACUGCAGAGUCGCCGUCACUUUUAUCAUCCGCAAAAGAUUGAUCAUACGCUACUUAAGGCCGUGCUCCAACACAAGAACGAGGACGAGGCGAAGCUCUGGGGCCUGAACAGUGACGUUAGCUUUUUUCGGAAUAUUCUGUACACGCUGGCGGAAUCCAAUCUGCAUCAGCGCCGGACACGCUCAUCUCUGCCACUGACUAUUGUGAAUGCCAAUUCAACGGAUGAAGAACUGAACGAGUACCUCGAGGACAUAUUAGAAGAGGUGACGGAUCACAAACCCCAUGGACGCUACGGACAUGCUGCGGAUCGGGUGCCGGGCGGAUUCGUAAUCUUCGGCGGCAAGCAUGCCAACGGGAGCUUCUACAGUGAUCUCUGGCAGUACAACAACACGGAGAGUGGCGGAAAAUGGAAGCAGAUGGCCAUCAGGUCGGAAGUGAAGCAUCCGGCAGUGGCUAGGCACACGUUGAACGCCGCUGGUGACUACCUCUACACAUUCGGCGGAAGUCUGGAGUCGGGUGAGUUCUCUUCCAGCGUUUAUCGCAUUCGUUUGCCUUUGUCCGAGGACUCACAGUGGGAACUGGUGCAACCAAGAGGCGGCAAGACACUGGAUGUGCGACUGGCCGCCCACUCCACGGUCUACUACAAGGCCACAAAUUCGAUGAUUGUGUUUGGCGGGAUUAUGACCAGCUUGGCCCGCUUCUCCAAGCUCUCGGAUCGGAUAUUCGCCUUUCAGUUGGACCAGCAACACUGGACGGAGAUCCUGUACCCACGGACGGCACUUCGGGACACCAAUAUACCCAGGGAGCGCGCCUUCCACACGGCCACCAUUUCGGGCAACUACAUGAUCGUUUUUGGAGGCUACACGCACCGGCACAACAAAGAUGAAAUUUGCUACGACAACCAAAUGUACUGGUACCACCUCAGCUGCCACAUCUGGAUCAAUCAGGUGGUCGCCGCCGAGGAUAGCCUGUACCCGAAGCCCCAGGGAGUGUUUGCUCAGGCAGCGGCUCUGCGCAGGAACCACACGCUCCUCAUUGUUGGUGGUUACCACGGGAAUGUGAAUGCGGAUCUGUUUGCCUACGAACUGCCCCAGGUGCUGCGCGUGGAAAACACGCUAUACAAUCCCGAAAUCUCCUGCAGGCUGCACUCCUCGCACACCGCCUGCCUCUCGAAUCCCGAAUGCGGCUGGUGCUCGGCGGACAGUAGCUGCUACGGUCGCACCAUUGGCGCCAAUUGUACCACCAAUCUGCAGACAACACGAUGUCCCGGAAUCUGUCCCUCGCUUGGCGACUGCCACUCCUGCCUGGUGCACGGAUCGCAGUGGGGGGCAAAGUCCAGGAACAAGGCCGCCUUCUCUGUGGCCAGCAAGCUUGGCUUGAACGAGUGCACCUGGUGUGUACAGAACGCCAGAUGCCACCACCGAGACGAUAACUAUGGAAUAUGCGGAGACAGUGCUGGCUGGUGGGGUGACCAGGGCACCGAGAUCCGUCGCCCCUCCCUCUGUACCAGCAACGACCGACGUCCGGGAUUAACGUACGUAAAGUACCAUUAUCCGAUCAACUACACCAUGCCGGAUUACGUGGGUAUAGUAAAUGCCACCAUGGUAGACUUUGCCUCGCCACCAUUCACCACCUACUUCGAGCACAAACUGGAGGGAGAGAUGCUGGCCAGGCUAUUGGGCUUCGUCAGGCCGCAGCAUCAGUGGAACAACUCGGCCAUCCAGGUCUGUACCAGCUACUCCUCGGCGGUGCUUCGCGCUGGCCUGGGUCUCAAUCUCGAUGAGCUGAUCAAUGUCACCACACAGAGCUCAAACCAGAGCUACUGCAGCAACGUCCAGCUGCCAACCACAGAGCAGCCGUUCCUUAUCGACUUUCAGGCCCGGCGACGCAUUGGUGGCAACGGGAUCUACAACGCCUACCAGAAGACUAAGAUGGAGCUGCAGCACCUCCACAACGGUCAGCUGAACGCCUUCACUUUCGAGUAUCUGGAGCCAUACUACUCUGGAGAUUGCACCCAGUAUGGAAACUGCUUGCAUUGCCUCACGGAUGCCUCCUGCGCCUGGUGUCUCACCAGUCGGUGUCACCUGCGGUCCGUGAAUGAGACCGAGGUCUGCAGGGAGCCCAGUGAGCUAAACACCUUCCACUGGUCCUAUCUGAUCAGCCAGCCGAGUCAAUGCUCCAACUGCACGAACUACGUGAGCUGCGAGGCCUGCGCCAAGAGUGGCGAAUGCGAGUGGUGGACAGAGGACGCCCGUUGCGGCCGGAUAGGCAAGACCAACAAUAGCGUGCGAGCAGUGGAGCAGUGUCCCAGGUCAUGCAGAGAGCGGCAGGGAUGUCAAGAAUGUCUGGGCGAACGCGGACGAUGCGUGUGGUGUGAAGCGAGCUCGCAGUGCUUCAGCUUCUCGGUGUAUACAAGUGAAUAUCAAUUCGGAAUGUGUCGUGAGUGGAUGGACCAGGUGGUCAGUCGGCAGACGCAGGAGCAUCUAGGCGAUCAGAAGCAGCUCCAGCAACCCCUGCAGCUGCACCAGCAGCAGUGCAAAUCCUGCGAGCAGCACCGCAACUGUUCCUCCUGCCUCCGCACCUUGAGCUGUGGCUGGUGCUUCGACCGCGACAAUCCCAUCGAGGGCAUCUGCAUGCAGGGCGACUUCAGCUACAGCGCCGGAAAUUGCUCCCUCGCCCUGAAUAGUUCUUCGCACCAUGAUGCAGAGUGGGCGUACGCCCAGUGUCCGGAUGUAGACGAGUGCGGACUAGGCCUUCACGAUUGCCAUAAGGAGGCCAAGUGCACCAACACACAGGGAAGCUACAACUGUCACUGUCGCCGGGGCUACACGGGAGACGGCAAGUUCAGCUGCGUGCGGACCUGCUACGAGAUGUGUCAGAACGGAAACUGCUCGGGACCGCCGGAUUAUACGUGCAACUGUGCCCUCGGAUGGACCGGAGCGGAUUGUGGACUCAGUUGUGGCUGCAACAAUCACUCGACUUGUCUGGAGCGGUUGGGAAAGUGCGACCAGUGUCAAUCGUGGACGGAGGGCGAAAAGUGUGAGCAAUGCCGCCAGGGAAGCUACGGGAAUGCCACAGCGCCCCAUGGCUGUCAUCCGUGCGAGUGCAAUGGCCAUGGCAACCAGGAUCUGGGCAUUUGCAAUGUGAGUAACGGCGAGUGCUACUGUAAGGACAACACGCAAGGGCUCAAGUGCGAUCUGUGUGCCGCCGGCUACUACGGUGAUCCCAAAGACGGAGGGCAAUGCUACUACCAAUGCGAAUCGAGGGGCAUACUCACCAAUAUCGGCAAGAGUGCGAUUGGCUCGUACCAGUCGUACCGCUCGCCCUGGGGUGCCAGUCUGGAGGUGAAGGAGUGCCUGUGGAUACUGCAACCGAAAACCCUACAGGCGGAAAAGUCGCUUCUUCAGCUAGAGUUCCAGUGGCAGAGCCUGGCCAUGGACUGUGACGAGAAUGCCGUCUACAUAUACGACAGUCUGCCGAAUUUAACUGGUGCCACGCAGCAGAAUCAACUCCUGGCGGUAGUCUGCGCUCCCUACAGCUCGGCCAGGAUCAUUGAGGCCCGCUCCAGCCAUGUCACGGUUCACUACAAGCAAGGCAGUGAACGGCGGCACUUUGGAUUCAACGCUCUAUACUCCGUGAAGAAUUGUGUGGCCGGUAGUUGUCUGCCGCCGCACAUCUGUGACGAUCAGCUGCGGUGCGUCUGUCCCGCCGGAUAUGUGGGCGCCCGCUGCGAGAUCGAGAUUUGUCCGAGCAACUGUAAUGCAAAGCGAAUGCAGGGAUAUUGCGACACGGAAUACGGACGCUGCAUCUGCAGCAAUGCCAAUUAUGCUGGCGCGGAUUGUGGGACACUGGUGCAGCGAAGCCACCUGGUGCUAACGGAGCUUUUCAACACGCAGCUGCUAAGCGAGAGUCUGGAUCAUUUGAAGAAAACAAUACCGCGCUUUGGACACUCGGUGAAUGCGGAUCGCAGGGGAUCGCUGUGGAUGUUUGGUGGAUAUUCACCAAAUCAUGGACCGCUUAACGAUUUCCGACAGUUCGACACCAAGAACGGCACCUGGCUGCAGGUAACUGUUGAAUCAUCUACUCCGGAGGAUCGAAUGCCACUCGGACGGUACUUUCAUGCCGCUGAGAUUUACGUGAAGAAGCAGAUUAUCUACAUCUUUGGAGGAAUCACUGCGAACUCGCAGCUUCUCAAUGACUUCUGGAUGUUCUCGAUACAGAAUCAGCGCUGGAGCCAGAUCAAGGUGGAGGUGGAACCAAGUGGCGGGGAUAAUGAAGGGGAAGUGCUGCCUCCUCUGGCCGGCCAUACGCUUACCCAUCUGCGUUACCAGGAGCACGAGUCAUUGUUCCUGAUCGGCGGUUUGACUCUGAAUAAGUCACGACCCUUGGAGCUGUGGGAGUUCAACCUGGACACAGGGCGGUGGCAUCAGCUGGCGGCUGUGGGUGCCACAAUGCCCGUACUCUAUGGCCACAGUACUGUCUACCAUCCGGAGUCGAACAGUGUCUAUCUGUUUGGUGGCUACUCAACGGAACCGCAGAGCAAUCUUUACGCGUUGGACCUGCAGAAGCUGAGCUGGAGCGAGCUACCCAGCUUCAAUGAGAUCAACUCGCCUGCCUCGCUUCUGCCGCGUGCUCGCUACUUCCACUCGGCCGUUAGCACGGAGCACUACAUGAUCCUCUAUGGAGGCAGGACACAACCCUACAAUGGAUCCGAUCUCCUUAUAGCUUAUGUGUAUGCCUGUAACCAGUGGGUGCGGUUAACGGACGACGUGGAACUCAUAGGUCGCCUGCCCGCCUCGAGCUACGCCGAGGACAUGGCAAUCGAUCCAGAUACGGGUGUAAUCUUUGUCAUCGGCGGAUGGGACGGAAGUUCCACGCACAGUCAUGUGACCAGGAUAGCGUUGCCCGACGACAUAUGUCAGCUAUGGAGCAGCAGCAAGUACCAGUGCCGGCACUACAUGGGCUGCAGCUACUGCACCAUUCAGAAUACGUACAGCUACAGCAGCCACUGCUUCAGCCAUGGGCGCACACCGUGUGCCAAUCACAAUGGGACGCUGGUGGUCAACAAUGGAGCCGCCUGCACAGACGAGUGGAUGGCGCGCAGGAGCUGUUCGAGCUUCACCACCUGUGGCGCCUGUUUGGCCGCCUGGCCGACGUAUCAUGAGCUGGCGCCCGUCUGCCAAUGGUGCGAAGAGUGCGGAUUAGGUGGCCGAUGCAUUGCCUCUAAAAAAGACUGCUCCUGGUUUAUUGCCUGGUGCGGUGAUAAACUUAGCACGGGAGUCCUGGGCCUCUGCCCCCUGCCGAAAUGUCACCGUCUGAGCUGUGAAAGCUGUAUGCUUCGGCCUCAAUGCAACUGGGCCAGGAACGAGCUAGGCACUGUGGAGUGCAUAUUCCGGGAGCUGGUGGAGAGAAAUGAGUACAAGCUGGUGGAGAGCUGUCCCCUACCCUGUCACAGUUAUACGAACUGCAGUAGUUGCCUGAGCCAAACGCCGACGCUGGAUCGCCAGGAUUGCAAGUGGUCUACCAUGCUCAACUCGUGUCUGACGCCCAGUUCCCAGCCCCUGUUCUGCGCCGGUGGAGUCUGUGGGCUUGUGUUGGAGGCCAGCGAGCUGGAACGUUGUCCGGAACCGUGUCACGUUUACACCCGAUGUUCCAGCUGUCUGGAGCAUGCUCAUUGCGGAUGGUGCGCCCGCGAGGGCCACAAUGGCGACGGAAUUUGCACAGAGGGUGCCCUUGAGCACAAACAGGAGCAUCCAUCGGGAUCUACCUGCGAUAUUAUAUAUUCCAGUUGGCGAAAUGAUUCGCAGCUGACCCAUGCUGAUGUCGUGUCCUGGCACUACGUGUCGUGUCCGCUGGAGAACGAGUGCAUCAAUGGACAUCACAACUGCGAUGCUGUGUCGGAGCAGUGCAUCGACCUAGACACGGCGGUGGGCUACGAGUGCGUCUGCGCCGACGGCUAUCGCUCGGAGCGCGGCACCUGCUUGCCGGUGUGCAGUCAGGGUUGCGUCCGCGGCAAUUGUGUGAGUCCGGACCAGUGCCAGUGCGACUUUGGCUACGUAGGUGCCAACUGCAGCAUCCAGUGUCUGUGCAACGGGCACUCCAACUGCGAGUCCAGCAGCCGACUGGACAUAUGCCUGAAGUGCCACAACAACACAAUGGGCGAGCAGUGCGAGAAGUGUCAGCCGCUCUUCGUGGGCAAUCCGCGCGAGGGGCAUGCCUGCCAGCCAUGCCUGGACUAUUGCCACGGGCACAGCGACGUUUGUGUGGCCUACGACGCAGAUCCGGCGGUAUUUAAUAUGACGCGCUCAGAGCUUGAGAGGAUUCUACCGGAGGGUCCGGCGCAUAAUGCCACGUGUCUGAGAUGCGGCAAUCACACGGACGGUGAUCGUUGCGACAGCUGCCUGAGGGGGUACUUCCGCGGCAGUGACGAUCUGCAGAAGGAGUGCCGGCCCUGCCAGUGCCAUGGCCAUGGAAACGUCUGCGAUCCCGUCACCGGAGAGAAGUGUAACUGCGCCAAUAACACAGAAAGCGAUGCCACCUGCACGGCCGGUGGCGGUAAGAACUCGGCGCAGCUAUGCUGGAUGGUUCAGUGCUCCAAGUGCCGUGACUCCUAUGCCGGUAACCCUACCGAUGGUCAUCAGUGUUACAAGCAGAUCACCGUCGAAUCGAGGAUGUGCUUCGAUGCCAAGCCCAUAGAGGAAUGUAAAUCGAAGCCAGCUGCCCUGAAGCCUGGCCAGACCGUGUUCUUUGUGAUCCAGCCGCGGUUCAUGAACGUGGAUAUACGCAUUAUCAUAGACGUGACGCAGGGCGAGUUGGAUGUUUUUAUGUCGCCGCAGGAUGACUCCUUUAUAGUGGAAACGAACGAGACGACGGGCUACCACGAGAUCUUCCUGGACUAUCGUUACAAUUGGGGUCCGAAGAUCAAGCGAGAGAAUCCACUAAAUAUUGCCUUGCCACGACACGACAAUGCCAUGAUCCAGAAAAUGUUUGCACCAGAACGUCGCAUUGGUGGCGGCCUUGGAGGAGGCGGAGGUGAGAGAAUCGGAGCCAAUACGUACUACGUGCCGCAGUUGCAGGACUGUAAGAGUCAUGGGGGUCACCAAUUUAUAGUGAAGGAUCAGUACGCCAAGGAUCUGAGUACACAUGUGACCCUCAACCACUGCAACACCCUGCUGCGCCUGUUCGGGCUAAAGAAUCGCCUAGUGGUCACUCUGCCCCAGCAUGAGCAUAACCUGAGCGCCACCCGCUUCUUUAUCGCGUUGCGAGCUAGCUCGGGCCCAGAGCCCAGCUACGGCUCGGUUGUGUUCCGUCAGGAUCAGCUGCACAUCGAUUUGUUUGUGUUCUUCUCGGUGUUCUUCUCCUGCUUUUUCCUCUUCCUCGCCGUCUGUGUGAUCGUGUGGAAGGUGAAGCAGGCGGCGGACCUGAGAAGAGCUCGGCGGCAGCAUGUCGUGGAGAUGCUGCAUUUGGCCAAGCGCCCGUUCGCCCAGAUCUUCCUGGCGUCGGGCAGCCUGGAUGCAGACAGUCCACAUCCGACCUCUUCCUCCUCCUCCUCUACGUCGUCAGCCCGUGCCAUGCGGCAGCGUGCCCGUCAAGCGCUCCUGCUGCAGGAGCAAGGUGCCGGAGACUCCCACCCCAUUAUAAUGCAUCAUCACUCAAAUCGACGCCAGAGCUCGCACAUCAUGCUGGUGGCCAUCGAACCAACUUGCGACAACCUGGCGGCUGUCGGCACGGUGUUCAUCAGCCUCCCCGGUCGCUCCAGAGCUCCCUUGAGCAUUGCCCUGGGAUCUACCCUCAUUUCCUACUCCCGACAAUAUCCCCUGAACGCCCGGCACUUUAUGCGCGUCCAAAGGGCCCAAAACGUGGCCAACAACCCGGCAUAAAUUUGAAAUCUCUAUGCAACCGCACGAACAAACUAAGUAUGUGUUAGCCAAUGUCUAGGAAACCGAGCCUAGUGAGCAAAAUAUCUUUCAGUGCAUGCAUUUAUGUAUCGCGUACAUAAAGACAUUAGCCUAGAUAACGGAUAUAUGUAUAGUUUAGGUAAUUGUUGUAUAUAAACGUUUAGGUAUCGCAAGUGACUCUACCACAUGCACACAACUAUAUAUGUCGGCAGGUUACACCUAUCAGAAGUGGAUAAAUAUACAGGAAAAGGAUAAA